CGCUCUCAUCCUCCUCCAUCUCCUCUUUUCUCCUGCGAUUUUAAUAUUAACUCCAACCAGAGCAGCGUCGGCUUAAGCCCCGAACAACGUCCGGAAUCCUCGCCGCCACAGAUGCGUCGGGCUGCGGCUGCCGAGACUCUCGCCUCCACCUGCUGCUCAGCGACAAACUUCUGAGUCCACCAAGCCGCAGAAACCUCGGAUGAUGUUCGCGCCGCGGAUCAACAAGUCCGCGUCGUUUCUCACGCACUGACCGUGCAUGGCUGCGGUAUGGAGAUAGCCUUGGUGAGCUUUGAGAACGGCGGUGCCAAAGGGAGCGGAGGUGGAGGUGGAGGAGGAGGAGGAGGAGGCAACAAUGCCGAUGAAAGCUGCCGGAACGCGCUGGAUGUCCCUCAGCCGGGGUUCGUGCAGGAGUACGGGGGUAAAGAGCUGAACACCCGGGGCAGCCCCGGACAUCAGCAUCAUCAUCAUCAGCAGCAGCAUCAGCAUCAGCAGCAGCAGCAGCAGCGGAUCCACAGCAGCGGAUCCUGGAAGAUCAACGACAUGAACAACACGUUCAGCUGCAGCGAGAACGCCAUGGAUGCGCUUUUACGCGCGGACCACAGCCCGCACCUGUUCGACGAGGACAUGCUGGACAUGGAAAUGGACAUGGAGAGCAACGAGAGGGUGCUCAUUAACAUAGCCGGCCUCAGGUACGAGACCCAGCUGGGCACCCUGAACCAGUUUCCAGACACUCUACUCGGUGACCCAGCUAAGAGGAUCAAGUACUUUGACCCCCUCCGAAACGAGUACUUCUUUGACCGCAACAGACCGAGCUUUGACGGGAUUCUGUAUUUUUAUCAGUCAGGAGGUAAAAUCCGGAGACCGGUGAACGUGUCCAUCGAUGUGUUUGCAGACGAGAUUAGGUUUUAUCAGCUGGGGGAGGAGGCCAUGGAGAGGUUCCGUGAGGAUGAAGGAUUCAUCAAGGAGGAGGAGAAGCCCCUGCCCCAGAACGAGUUCCAGAAGCAGGUGUGGCUCAUCUUCGAGUACCCGGAGAGCUCCAGCCCUGCGCGGGGCAUCGCCAUAGUGUCCGUGAUCGUCAUCACAAUAUCCAUCAUCACCUUCUGCCUGGAGACGCUGCCAGAGUUCAGGGACGAGCGGGAGCUUCAGGUAACCAGCCGCCUGGACAACAACAGCAACAGCACCAUCCCACGGCCCUCGCUCACCUUCACCGACCCCUUCUUCAUCAUCGAGACCACGUGCGUCAUCUGGUUCACCUUCGAGCUGUUUGUGCGGUUCUUCGCCUGCCCCAGCAAGUCCGAGUUCUCCAAGACCGUGAUGAACAUCAUCGACAUCAUGUCCAUCAUGCCUUACUUCAUCACCGUGGGCACGGAGCUGGCGGAGCAGCAGGGGCAGGAGCACCAGAACGGCCAGCAGGCCAUGUCACUCGCCAUCCUUAGGGUCAUUCGCCUGGUCCGGGUCUUCCGCAUCUUCAAGCUCUCCAGACACUCCAAGGGUCUGCAGAUCCUGGGGCAGACUCUGAAAGCAAGCAUGCGGGAGCUGGGCCUCCUUAUCUUCUUCCUCUUCAUCGGGGUCAUCCUCUUCUCCAGCGCAGUGUUCUUUGCGGAGGCAGAUGAGCCAGAGUCCCACUUCUCCAGCAUCCCAGACGCGUUCUGGUGGGCCGUGGUCACAAUGACAACUGUCGGCUACGGCGACAUGAGGCCGAUCACGGUGGGCGGGAAAAUCGUGGGCUCCCUGUGCGCCAUCGCCGGUGUCCUGACCAUCGCUCUUCCUGUGCCGGUCAUCGUCUCCAACUUCAACUACUUCUACCACCGGGAGACGGACCAGGACCAGUCCUCGCUGAAAGACGAGCCCAACAGCGGCAGGGCGAGUCCUGAGCUCAAGCGCAAGGGAAGCAAGACCUCCAACAAGUCCCAGGAUGUGGAGAACAACGAUCCGGCCGCAGGUGCAGCAGCAGAGAAGGCGAACAUCAAAGCCAACAGCAACAUGGACUUCAAGAAAUCCCUUUACGCGUUCUGUCUGGACACACGAGAGACAGAUCUGUAGACCAGCAAGGGACAAACUGUCAUGGCCCACGUUUAGUUGUGUAGAAUAAUUACCUCCGUCAAUGGGCUUUUAGGUGAUUUUGCACACGGUGGCAGCCGUGGAGGAGGAUCUGGAAACGUUUCAGGAGAGGUUGAUUCAUAAAGUCCAUUCAUAUUUAUAUAUCUAUCAGUAAACCCAGGACUUUUAGAGACAACCACACAACACAGAGUGGCCCUUUAAUACAGCAGGAGGACACAUGAGGCAGUAAAGGGAUAGUUCAGGUCUUUUUUUUUAAACGUGGUUGUAUGAGGUGCUGACACAUGACUGCACCACAUGUGCCGCAGGUGUCGCCAAACCCCCCCCCCCCGAAAAAUUCAAUCAUCGUCAUCAGCUUAUGUCGGCAAUAUCUUAAGAAUACAUUUGCGACUUUUUGAUAGAAAUUGAAAAACUGCUCACUCACAAAAACCAAAUCCCAUAGAGAAAAUUGUGAUUUUCAUGGUGACACGUGAGCUGCUGGUCUACUGCGGCCUUUCUUACUGAGUUUAUGUCACCGUAGUAAAUCUAAACAACACAUUUUAAAUCCCGAUGUGACAAAAAUUUCACGUUUGAAUUUACUUUGACACGUUUAAAAUUGCUGAUUUUCUCUAUGGGGUUUGGUGUGGGACGGUGUGAGCGACACAAACUUCAGUUUCCAGGCAAAAAAGGGCAAAUGUGACAUGGAUUUUAUUCACCUUUUGUUAAAGUUGUUUUUCCCUGUGAGCUAAUGUGCCAGUGCUUCACACCGCCGCGCUUCAAAAAACCACACGGACUAACCCUUUAAGUCUGCGCAGCACACAAUCAAAGACACACCAGUACUGUACUCUCUGUACAUAACACGUAGGAAAACAGUUGAUUUUCAGUGCAAAGACAAAGCCAAACCUUCCCCCGCGUACACUUAGUCGUUAUGUUUACAUGAAAACAUUUAUGUACAUAUUUUUACCCCCAUUACUGAUUUUAAAAUAUGAACAAGAAAAAAAAUAAGAAGAGAAGUUUAUUUUUUAGGAUGCAGACACCUGUUUUCCUUCACUCAGGUUCUGUCAAAGACACAAGACUGGAUUAUAGUUUGCUCGCACGGACCUACAGAGAGGAUUUAAAGACGACGGCGAUCGGUGGCGGCGACUGGCGGCAGCAGCCUCGUUCGCGGUCGACGCUCUAUGGAUUUAUUUUGAAAUGGACAAGGACAAAGGAUGUGGACUUAAAAGGCCAAGAAAACAGCACAGAGCCGAGGACAUCUGGAGACAGAGACAGAGAGAGAAAGAAACCAGGUUUCCCUGCUCUGACACACCUGAUCCACAUAAACGAGUCGUUAUCAGACGUCUGCAGAGAGUUGAAGCGCUUGCCCUCCGACCCCCGACUACAGGAACGCACUCUACCUGGAAACAAAAACCUGCUGCUGCUGCAAAACAAAACAUGACAAGAAGAAGAAAAAAAAAACAGCAUCUACGACCCUUUUUUGAACUCUGUGCCUUCAACCAAAAUUCACCAGUGAUACUUCUGAAGAUAUUCUUUUUUUUGUUUUGUUUUUGUCUUGUUUUUCUUGCGUACAGGACUCAGAAGAUUUACAGUAUAUCCGCCUGAUGUUGGAGGGCCUGGGAUUGUGCUGCUUUGUCUCUCUGGAGGAAUAAAAAAAACAAAAAGAAACUUAUAGAACAUGCAACUUUUCAUCAUUUCAUGUCCUAAAAAUCUUCUUUUUUUCUACAAGUUGUGUCAGUGAUUUCCUUCAUAUCAGAAGAAAUCCCUUUGCUGUGCAAUAUCAGUCAAUAUUUAUGUGACGUUGUCGUGUGGAUGUCGACUCUGGACGGACUUUUUGGUUUAUUUUUGUAACAGCGUUUUUCGUGAUUUCUAUUUUUCUAGAACAAUGACACGCAUGAGGGGGAGUAAGCGAAACCAUCUAAGGGAGAAAGGAAAGCGAUGUUUUGCUUGUUGCUAAAAAAGACAAUUUUGUUUAGGUUGCAUUUCCUCCUCCUCGUCAAACGUCCCUUCCUGCUCCGACCAGGGCCAAAGCCAUAGCCUAUCUCAGAUACCGACGCGCCAGGCAUUUAAACACAAACACACCAGGGACCCCAGCCGCAAGAUGCAUUCAGGGUCUAACACCACAAGCUCCUCUUGUCCGGUUUUUUGGAUUUUCUGAGCAGAGUUUUGGUUUCUGCUGUUCUGUUCAGGGGCUUGAACCUGAAAUCUUUAGUAUUCUCUACCUUUGUGUGGCCUGUUCUUCUCGCUGUUACUUUGUACUUCCUCCGACAUAUCAAUCAAACUAAAAGUGGCAUGAGUGUGGGAGUGCGUGCAAGUGGGAACGAAUGAGUAAGAGUCAGAAUGUGAGGCGGAAUACUGUAAAUUCUCAAAUGAAUGAUUGGUACCACUGUUUAUUUGAAAAAUAUAUUUUAUUUAUUUAUUAUUAAUAAUAGUGAUUAGUUACUGACCAUUACAUCAUGCUCUAAGUCCAUGUGACGGUGGAAGCUGAGGUAGAUUUUGUGGUUAUUGAACAUAUAUAUAUAUAUAUAUAUAUAUAUAUAUACAUAUUUAUAUAUAUGUAUCAUAUCAAGUGACAUGAGUGAGAACAAGACUUCCUCGUCACUUUCUCUUGAGCCUGUUCUCAGCCUUUCGAAGAUGAGAGACUUAAUUACCAGGCAGUUGAAAAGGUGUGGGGCCUAAAAUUGAGCCUUGUGGAACACCACAAUUAAACAAAUACACUACAAAUAGACUAUAACUGUGAUUUUUUUGGUUUUUGCUCAGUCAAUCUGCUGGUCUGACUAAGUAUACAUUAAAUUUGUGCCUUGUCAACUAUUUGCAAUUGACCAUAUGGUGGAAAGUCCUGUUUAUUUUUGCCGUAGAUUGGUUGGUCAUGGAUUACAUUGAAAUUCUUAGAUAAUAUUGCCAAUAAUAAAUACCAGUAAAUAGAAUAGAACCCUAUUUGAUAUAAAGACAGCUGUUUGAGAAUUUACAGUGAUUCCAUGUUUUAUGGUUCCAACCCUAUUCUCUGCAGUUGUGAUUUGUGUUACGUGUUACCUUGAAGCUGCUAAACCCUGUACUGUGUAGAUCAGAGAUGUCCUGCCUUGUCCCUGAAGUCCUACAUACGUCCUCCAUAAGCUGUCCAUAUACAGUACCUCUCACAUAAGCACACACACAUUGACUUUAUAGGCAUCAUUGGGUGUAUUGAUUUUAGUUACAUCAGUGUGUGGUACACUCAAUUCAGUUUGUGCCUUUCAGGGAAAAACGUCACUUUCACAACAACACACAGUUAUUUUGUGAAUGGUUUGUUGCAGUGGUUUUGUUUUGUCCUGUAGUGAACCGAUCAAAGAGGCCAGUUACUGUUGACGUUAUAGACUGCAUGCGAUCAAAUAGUUUUCAUCGUAAAUAGGUGCAGAAACUACGUGAACCCCCCCUUAAAAUUUGGAAAAAAUUUAAUUUUCUAUUCUCAUGACCCUCGGUGUCCCAGUCAAUGGUUCCGUCUGUAAGGUUUAGAAAAACAGCUAAAUUCUGAUUUAGUUCUCACAGUUGGACCUACCGAACCUCGGGUAAAUUGAUAAUAAGUCCGUAUCAUUUGUCACAUAACGUUUAUUAUUCUUAUUCAAUGCCUUACCAACAAGAAGCAUGACAAAAUAAUAGCCAAGAGCACAAUUUGAAAUGUGAGGACAAGAUGAAGAAGAAGGUCAACCCGAGAGAAGACGCAGACAUGGAUGCUCAUUAAAACACCCCCUGAAACAAAGUACAUCUAUUUAAGUGCGGUAUUGGUUUUCUCUCUUCAGACAAAGACAUUUACUACACUUACUAUCUAGAACUUGUGUUUUUGGAGCCCUAAAACACUUUGUUUUGUUGUGUUUUCAUGUAUAACGGUAAUGUCAUGACACCAUCUUCUCCACUCUUUAUGUGUUUUAGUGGCAGUGUUAGAGCGCCACAUAUAGGCUCGACAUUUCAUAUAUGAAUUUCAGCUUUAAGAACAAAAAUUAAAACAGAUUAUAUAUCUGUAUUUGUGUGAUUAGAGUUUUAUUGACGAGUUACCCCAAUAAAAGCUAUGUUUUUAAACCAGUUUUGCUUCAAACUUUAUGUGCAAUACUUCUAUAUCUUCAGGAACCGUUUGCUUUAAUUUGUCUUUCGUUAUAAACACAAUAACAACAAAAAGAACAAAAACCCUAAAGGCACAAACUGGUGCUCAUGGUCCACAACUCCAUGUUCUUCAAUGUUUUUUGUGAAAAGCAACUGUUUUUUUUUAUUUAUAAUUUUUUUUAUUGCAUGGUUUUGACUGAAAAUGAUGAUUAUGACGACGUGUUCUGCCAUUAGUAGAGGAGGUAGUUUGCCUGUGAGUGUGAAUCGCCCGUGAAGCUGCCUCCGUCCUCCGUCAAGUACCUUGUUCUGACAUUGCCUCCCGCCCCCCGCCCCCUUCCGAAAAACAACGCUGCCAAAUUGGUCUGAAAAGCCAAAAUCUUCUUCUUCUUCUGACGUUUUCUCUGUGUAUAGGUGGUUCAAGUGUAUCACAUGUUUAAACCUUGUCCCGUUAAUGUUACAUUGUGUUUUUAAUAAAUAAAAAAAGAACCCCCCCCGUUUGUUAAAAUGUUAAUAAUAUAUGCAGAAGAGUUAUGAAAUAAACUGAAACAAACUUGA
Molecule: messenger RNA, 6660 nt
Organism: Solea solea (common sole)
Lineage: Eukaryota; Metazoa; Chordata; Actinopteri; Pleuronectiformes; Soleidae
Product: potassium voltage-gated channel subfamily A member 1
Exons: 3
Coding region: 268-2043 (591 amino acids)
Biological process (GO): protein homooligomerization; potassium ion transmembrane transport
Cellular component (GO): membrane; voltage-gated potassium channel complex
Molecular function (GO): delayed rectifier potassium channel activity; protein binding
Source: RefSeq, a predicted model, not a curated record